AUGGUGGUUAAAGUGGUGUCUAGUCAAGUAGCUAUCAAUUAUCGUGUUCGUUUGAUAGCAUCAAUUGAUUGCAUAAGAUUUCUUGUGCAUCAAGGAUUAGCAUUUCGUGGUCAUGAUGAAUCAACAAACUCACUCAAUCAUGGUAAUUUUCUUGAACUGUUAAGAUUUCUUGUUGUCCAUAAUGAGGAUAUCAAUAGAGUUACACUAGACAAUGCUCCCUCAAAUCUCAAAUUGACAUUGCCUGAUAUUCAGAAAGAUAUUAUCAUAUCCAUUGCUUAUUUAACCACUAAUUCUAUUCUUGGAGAUCUCGAUGAUGAAUUAUUUACUAUAUUGGUUGAUGAGGCUCGUGAUAUAUCUAUUAAAGAACAAAUGGCAGUUGCUUUACGGUUUGUAGAUGAAAGGGAAAAUAUUGUUGAACGCUUUCUAGGCAUUGUACAUGUAAGCGACACUACUGCCUUAUCAUUUAAAACUGCUAUUGAUUCUUUGUUGUGCCAACAUGGAUUAUCUAUAUCUAAUUUACGGGGGCAAGGAUACAAUGGAGCUAGCAAUAUGAGAGGAGAAUUCAAUGGCUUAAAAAUCUUAAUUAUGAUGGAGAGCCCAUCUGCUUAUUAUGUUCAUUAUUUUGCUCAUCAACUGCAACUUACACUUGUAGCUGUUGCUGAAAAUCACAUAAGAAUUUCUACUUUUUUUGGUAUGGUUGCACAAUUGAACAAUAUUGUUGGAGCGUCAUGCAAGCGAAGAGAUAUACUUCGUGAGAAACAAUUUGAAAAAGUUAUUAAAGGAAUUUACAAUGGUGAUAUUUUCACUGGACAAGAUAUGAAUCAAGAGAUGACAUUAAAAAGAGCUAGGAGCACAUGUUGGGGUGGACAUUAUAAUACAUUGUUAAGUUUGAUAUGCUUGUAUCCUUCAGUUAUUGAUGUCCUUUUAUUUGUUGAAGAGGAGGGAAAAGAUCACAAGCAAAGGGUGCAAGCAAAUAGUCUGUUGAAAUUGAUUGGAAAAUAUGAAUUUAUAUUUCAAAUGCACUUAAUGAAGAAUAUCUUGGGAGUCAUGAAUGAUUUGUCGCAAGCUUUACAAAGAAAAGAUCAAGACAUUGUAAAUGCCAUGAUUCUUGUAAGAUCAAGCAAACAUCAACUGCAAACUAUGAGAGAUGAUGGUUGGGAUUUGUUACUGAAUGAAGUUUCUUUAUUUUGUGUUAAGUAUAAGGUAGUCACCCCGCACAUGGAAGACUUGUUCGUCUUUCAUGGGAGAUCACGAUGA
Molecule: messenger RNA, 1257 nt
Organism: Zingiber officinale
Lineage: Eukaryota; Viridiplantae; Streptophyta; Magnoliopsida; Zingiberales; Zingiberaceae
Product: zinc finger MYM-type protein 1-like
Exons: 2
Coding region: 1-1257 (418 amino acids)
Source: RefSeq, a predicted model, not a curated record